CUGAACAUGACAGUUGAAAUAUAUCUAAACAUUGUGUAUUGAUUUUGAUAUUUUGAUCCACAAUAAAGACCUAAACAUAUUUUUUCGAAAGGAAAUGAAACAAGUAAAAUAUAUACUUUUAAAAAAUAAGUAAAAUGAUUUUAUUGUAGAAAAUUUUUAAUCUCAUAAUCCAAAAUACCAAAUGAAAAUCUACUUGGGAAAUAUAUUUUAUGUUAUUACUUUCGUAAGUCAACUUUUCGAAAUCCAAUCAUUUGACUAUCAGCAUAAAAAUGAGUGGUAUAAACAGUAUCCAGAUUGCGCUGGGAAAUCUCAGUCUCCUUUGGAUAUUAACACAAGCCACAUAAAAACUGAAAUCAACAAUCCAAUCAGAUUCAAGGGUCACGAUCAACAACCACGAGAAAUGUAUUUAAAGAAUAAUGGCCACACUGUUGUAAUUAAUCCUGUAUAUUCAUCUGAAGAGCCAAGUGUGGAAGGUGGAUCUCUUAAUGGAACAUACAUUCUAGACAGCAUUCAUUUCCAUUGGGGCUGUAGAAAUAACAGAGGAAGUGAACAUACUGUUAAUGGAAAACAUUUUCCUUUAGAAAUGCAUAUGGUACAUUAUAAUGAUUUUUACUGUUCAUUACAAGAUGCUCAAGAUAAACCUAAUGGUCUCGCGGUGAUUGGAAUAUUUUUUACGAUUUGUAAUAAAAACGAUGGUUCUACACUUAAACCUUUAGUAGAGAAUUUGAUGAAAAUAAAAAAAGCAGACGAAAAAUCAUCAAUAACGCCAUUUCCCCUUAAGAUUUUUAAUUUAAUGGAAGAAAUAAAAUUUAUCAUGUACCAAGGAUCGUUAACCACACCUCCAUGUCAUCAAACAGUAACUUGGAUACUGGCGGGAAAAAUUCGUAAAAUCACUAAUGAACAGAUGGCAGAAAUUAGGAAGAUAAAUUUAAUGCAUGGAGAUUUGGAAAACAGCCGACCAGUUCAGCCAGCAAAUAAUCGCAUUUUGAAUAUUGUUAAAGGUUCACUGUGCACAAUAUAAAUGUGAAAUAAAAAGAAAAAUUAAUGAAAAUUUUUACUGUUUUACUUCUGAUUAAAAUUACAUAAUGAAACCAUUCUGCCUGACUGCAACUUUUUUUUACAACUGAAUUUAUAUAAGAGAUGAGGGAGGAAGAUUAAGGAAACGAUUAAAGGUCAAAGAUGCUAAAGAAAAUCUAUCAUGUGUGUAGAAAGUUUUACAGCUAUAAAGUUUUCUGGUGAAACUUCCUUUAUUGCAGUUGAAUCGAAGUUUUCGGUUUCCGAGUUAUUAGACGACUAUUUAUGAAAAUAUAUACUAAAUAGUAAGAAUAUUAUCAUGACAGUUUAAUUUAAGUCUGUCAAAAUGUUAACACCUGCAUGUGUCAGUGACAUAGCAAAAGGGACUACACAAACCAUUAUGAUCUUCAAUAGUGGCUCCAUUCAGACUAAUUAGAACAUGGAUCAGAAAAUAAUUGGAUACAAACGGACAAAGGAGCUCAAAGCUGAUUAUAAACCAAAUAAACUAGA
This is a messenger RNA of Leptopilina boulardi, 1524 nucleotides long. RefSeq names its product carbonic anhydrase 2-like. Bases 182 to 1021 code for a protein of 279 amino acids. The transcript has 8 exons. NCBI's taxonomy places the organism in Eukaryota, Metazoa, Arthropoda, Insecta, Hymenoptera, Figitidae. Gene Ontology annotation, molecular function: carbonate dehydratase activity; zinc ion binding. The record is from RefSeq and is a predicted model, not a curated record. Gene Ontology annotation, cellular component: cytoplasm.